Pollicipes pollicipes is the source of this 4736-nucleotide messenger RNA. RefSeq names its product ciliary rootlet coiled-coil, rootletin (gene Root). Bases 67 to 4728 code for a protein of 1553 amino acids. NCBI's taxonomy places the organism in Eukaryota, Metazoa, Arthropoda, Thecostraca, Pollicipedomorpha, Pollicipedidae. The transcript has 30 exons. The record is from RefSeq and is a predicted model, not a curated record.
CAGCAGCUGGCGACGGAACGCGAACGGGAGGAGGCGCGCCGCGAGGGCGAGCGGCGCCGCCUCCAGAUGGAGACACUCACCGCCGAGCGUGAACAGCUGGAGAAGGCGCGCGCAGCUCUCAACGAUCAGAUCGAGAGCCUGAACAAGGAGGCGGACAGGAUGCAGGCCAGCAUCCAGGAGAUGCAGAAGCAGAAGGACGGACUGCAGGACGAUAAGCACUACCUCAGCGCCGAGAUGGACAGGCUCAAAACCGCGCUCGACGAAUGCAAAACGGUGCUAGACGACAAGGACUCUAAGGCCGGCACCCUGAAGGAGACGGUCGUUUCCCUGAAGGAGGCCAUCAACAAGGCCAAGCUGGACAACGACGUGCUGUUCAGAGAGAAGGCUGACAUCGAGGACCAGUUGCGGAAGUGCGAAUUCAAGAAAGGUGACCUUGAGACCCAGGCAACUCGUCUGCGCGCGGACGAGGCCGGCCUGCGCGACGCCCUGGUGAAGAUCCAGAACCUGAACGAGGGUCUGGGCGCCGACAAGCUGGAUCUCAACAAGAUGGUGCAGCAGAUGUCGGCAGAGCGGGCGGUGCUGCAGUCGGAGCGGGCCGAGCUGGAGGGUGAAGUGAGCGCCCUGCGCGAGGAGCUGCUGCGCCUGGAGCAGGACAAGAUCACCACCGCUGCCGAGCGGCUGGCCCUGCAGGAGACUCUCACCUCCACUGAGCAGGAGCGCAGCAAGUUGGACGACCGUCUGUCGGAGCUGCUGACAGACCAGUCGGAGCUGGAGAGCCGGCUGUCGGCGCUGGAGCGGCAGCGCGCCGGCCUGCAGGAGGAGCUGGCGCGCGCGCGGCUCGACCACGAGCGGGCUGUCUCCGAGGCCAGCCGCGCCGCCCGCCAGAGGGAGACGCUGGCUCGCACCACCGGCGAGCUCGAGGCCCGCCACGCAGCCCUGCAAAAGGAGCACAGCAGCCUGCGAGAGGUGCUGGCCGCCAUGAGGGCUGAGAAGCAGCACUCAGAGAUGCAGCUGUACGAAACGCGCUGCGGUCUGGAGGCAGCCGACGUGGCGCGCCAGCAACUGGAGGAAGACAAUAAGCAGCUGACCAUCAAGCGGGAGGACCUGCAGCACCGGCUGGACGUCACGCGACGCGACAUGGACCAGGAAGUCGAGAAGCUGCGCGAUAGCUGCACCGACUUCAAGCGGCGCGUAGACGAGACGCGCCAGGAGCAGACGCGCGUCGUCGCCGACCUGAAGCAGGCCCACGAGGAGGAGGUCACUCGGCUGCAGCGCGAGCGGGAAGAGGCGGUGCAGCAGCUGGAGUCGCGACUGCAGAAGUCGGUGCAGAGCUUCACGUUGGAGCACGACGACCUGGUGACGCAGAAGGAGCAGCACAUCCAGAGCCUGUACCGCGAGCUGGACAAGGCGGCGCGCGACACAGAGGCGCAGCUGCUGGCGGCCGAGACGGCCAAACAGCAGGCGCUCACGCUGGCCCAGCACGAGCAGCAGGCGCUGCGCGAACGUCAGCAGCAGACACAGGAGGAGCUGGAGAAGGCACGCACCGAGCUGGAGCGGCUGCGCUCCGAGUCGGCUUCGCACGGCGAGAUCACGCGCACCAACAUUGGCGCCCUGCACACGGACGUCUCCAAGCUGAAGCAGCAGCUCGACGGCAAGGCUGCCUCGCACGAUAAGGAGAUUGCGUCGUUAUCGAGCCAGAUUCUGGAGGCGCAGCGGCAGCGCGACCUGUCAGACAGCGCGCACGGCCAGCUGAAGGUCAAGACCAAGGUCACCGAGGAGCACCGCGACCGGCUGGAGAGAGAACUGACUGAAAUCACUCGAGCCCUCAAGGACGCCGAAGCGAGGGCCGAGAGCGCCAGCCGCGCGCUAGCCGACACCAAGCGGGCGCUGCAGGAAGCUGAACAUGAACGGGCGACGCUAGAUGACAGCAACGGCGAACUGCGCGAAAAGGUCAAACGACUCGAGGGCGAGAAAGGGGAGGCCAAGCGCGCAAUGGAAGAAGCUGGUCACAGGAUCACCUUGCUGGACGCCGCCAAGGAGUCGGCCACCAAGGAGAGCCAGGAGCUGCGCGCCCAGCUGCGCGAGCUGGAGCGCUCCCGGAUGGAGGCGACUCGCGAGGGUCAGGAGCUGCGACGCCAGCUGCAGCAGGUGGAGGUGCAGAACCGCGACCGGCUGGCGCAGCUGACCGAACUGCAGCAGCGCCUCGUGCGCGAGGAGGAGAACAACGACACCAACAAACGCGACAUCCUCAACAUGAAGCAGCAGGCUCUGGAGCUGGAGACAACGCGGGAGAGCCUGCAGAAGGAGCUGGCGGACGCUGAGCGGCGCCUGGCCGACCUGCAGGACAAAUUCCGCUGGCGAGAACGCGACUUCAGCUCGGCCCUGGACGAAAGCAAAGCCUGCUGCAAGGCGCUGGAGGAGGACAAGAAGAACCUCGAGAUCCGUCUGAGCGCGGCCAGCCAGGACGCCAACGAUAUGAGGCUGAAGCUGGUGGCGGCCGAGGGUCGCGUAGAGGCAUUGGAGGCGCAGGUGGGCCGGCUGGACGCUACCCGCCGCCAGCUGGAGCGCAAGCUGGCCGACAUGUACACGUCCCUGCGGCGUGUCACGGGUCUGCGGCUGGACGGCGCCGGGGCGGCUGACGUGCCGUGGCGGCCGCCGGCGGGCAGCCCCAGCCGCCGCCGCGCCAAGGAAUACGACGGCGAUUGCGGUGCCUUGGCUGUCCUGAAGCACCUGUUGGCCGCCCUGGAGGAGCCUGCCUCUCUGUACGCCAUCCCCUGCACCUCACGUGUGGAGUUUGAGCCGCUGCUGAUGGCGGAGCGGGCCUCGUCGCUGGACCGGGGUCUGGACGAGGUGGAGGCUGCCGCGGCGGAACCGGCGCCUGGCGGCCGCCCGCAGGGGCGCGCCGUCGACGUCGAUCCGGAGUUUGUCCGCCAGGGUCUGCGGGACCUGAUGCAGCAGGUGGCGCGCAUCGAGAGGCAGAGGGACGAGGCGUUGACCCAGUGUCAGACGGCCGAGCGCGACCUGGAGGAGACGCGCGUCUCUCUGCAGGACAACCAGAAGCAUCUGGACAAGGCUCAGCGCGAGGUGGUCUCUGUCCGCGCUGAGAAACACUUCCUCGAGACGCAGAUCAGCAGCACGCAGUCCGAAGUCUCCAGCUAUGAGGAGACGAUCAAGAAGCAGUCGAGCGACGUACGGUCGCUGCAGGAGCGCACCGUUCGUCUGGAGACGAACAACUCCAGACUGCAAAUGGAGAAGGAGGUGCUCGAGGACAAGUUGACGGCGCUGCGCCGUCACGAGGCGCAGCAGGAGGAGGAGCGGCGCGUGCUGCGCCACGGCCUAGAGUCGCAGGAGACGCGUGCCACCCAGCUGGAAGCCACGCGCCGCGGCCUCCAGGGUGACCUGCAGCGCUUCCAGCAGCUAACGCGAGAGCGCGACGCACAGAUCGAGUCGCUGCAGUCGCGCCUGGAGGCGUGCCAGAAGUCACUGUCGGCGUCGGAGGAGCGCUGCGCCCAGCUGCGCCUCAGCGGCGAGCGGCUGCAGCAGCAGCUGACCAGCGCCGACGGCGGCCAGGCCGAGCUCAAGGACCAGGCGGCCCAGCUCACCCGACAGCUGACUGAGGCCAACGGGCAGCUGACGCAGCUGCAGGACCGGCUGCAGCAGGCCCAGCGUCAGCAACAGACCGCCCAGCAGGAGCGGGCAGUGACGGAGGAGCGGCUGACGGCCAUACAACAGAGCAACGCGGAACUGAAGCGACACAACGAGCAGCUGGUGGAGAGGAGCAGCGCCUCGCAGCGCGAGCUGACGCAGGAGCGGCUGUCCCGCUCGCAGCUGGAACUGGACAUGAAGAACACCAAACAGGCUCUGCAGCAAAAGUCGAGCCGUGAACAGGAGCUCCUGGACAAGGUGAAGAAGCUGGAGGCAGCCAAGGCUGAGCUGACCGAGAAGCUGACCACCCUUCAGCGCAACAUGGCUCAGCUUGCGGUGGAGCGGAACGACUUGGAGCGGAACCAGGUGCAGCUGGAGAAGGACCGCGCCGCGCUCAUGAAGACGCUCGACAAGGUGGAGCGGGAGCGGCUAGUGGCCGACGAGACGGCGGCCAAGACCAGUCUGCAGCGGUCGGCGCUGGACCGCACGCUCACCUCUGCAGAACAGGAGAACGCGGAGCUGCAGCGGCAAGUGCGCAGCUUGGAGCAGCAGCUGAGCGGCCUGGAACAGCAGCACCUGCAGCGACUGACGCAGAUCAAACAGGGCAGGGAACUGCCAUUUGACGUGGAUCAGAUGCGAACGCGCUACACCCAGCUGGAGAAGACCAUGGAGUCGAAGGAGCGCAGCUAUAAACAGCGCAUCGCCGGGCUGGAGCAGCAGAUCAAGACCCUGAAGGAGCAGCUGGCGCAGGAGAUCCGCAAGCGCCAGGAGUACAUGCUGCGCAGCUCGCGCGCCGGCGAGGAGAUCCGCGAGAUUCGCUCCACGCUGGACGACAGCCUGCGGGCCGUCGGCGGAAACGAAGAGCUGGACGCCGGCGCGCUGGACUUUGAGUCGCGCCGCCUGGACGCGCUGGUGGACCGGCACCGGCUGGCGGCCCGCGCCGGCCGCACUGUCCGCGCGCCGGUGGCCCGCUCUCCGGUCCGCUCACGCACCGUCAGUCCCAGGUCGCCUCGUUUCCGUGUGCCGACGUCGCCCGUCCGUCGGCUGCCGGGCGCGGCGCGGCGCAGCCUGGCCUUCCGCUGAUGGCCGCC